Messenger RNA from Cadophora gregata, 690 nucleotides. It is a transcript of the gene PRE3, whose product is annotated as Proteasome subunit beta type-1. NCBI's taxonomy places the organism in Eukaryota, Fungi, Ascomycota, Leotiomycetes, Helotiales, Ploettnerulaceae. The transcript is spliced from 6 exons. The record is from RefSeq and is a predicted model, not a curated record. Gene Ontology annotation, molecular function: threonine-type endopeptidase activity. The coding region runs from base 1 to 690 and encodes 229 amino acids. Gene Ontology annotation, cellular component: proteasome core complex.
AUGGAGUUUGGCAACUCAGGAAACCUGAAUGAAGAUGGCAUUCACGUUGACAUGGAUCGUUUGAAGAAGGGCGAGGUCAACUUAGGAACGUCGAUCAUGGCAAUCAACUUCAAAGACGGUGUUAUUCUGGGUGCGGACAGUAGAACCACGACUGGAGCAUACAUCGCGAACCGAGUUACAGACAAACUUACACAAGUCCACGAUACCAUCUGGUGCUGUCGAUCAGGUUCUGCCGCAGAUACACAGGCUGUUGCAGACAUCGUUCACUACCAGCUGGGAAUGUACGGCAUCCAGAAUGGUAGACAGCCAACCACACAAACAGCAGCGGCAAUGUUUCAGGAACUGUGCUACGAGAACAAGGACAGACUAAGCGCUGGUUUGAUCAUUGCAGGUUGGGAUGAGCGACACGGAGGUCAGGUCUACUCGGUACCAUUGGGAGGAUCGUUACACAAGCAAGCCUAUGCCAUUGGCGGAUCAGGAUCGACAUACAUCUACGGAUACUGCGAUGCCAACUGGAAAGAGGGUAUGGAUGAGGAGGCCGCUGUUGGAUUCGUGAAGGGCGCAUUACAAGAGGCGAUGAAGUGGGAUGGGAGCUCCGGAGGUGUUAUCAGAAUGGUGGUCUUGACUGCGAAGGGUGCAAACAGGCACUUGUAUCUGCCAGACACGAAUUACGCCGUCCGUCACCAAUAG